CACCGAGUAAACACGGAAGUGCAAUCCCAAAUCUGGAUGACUGUACAAUCAAUUUCCUCUCUUACUCCCAGCGAGAGUUCUAACCUGCGGAAGAAAGUGUAUUUGGGACUCAUUAGACCUAAUUAGGACUAAUUUAGAGCCUCCUUUGGGCGGGGAUGCUAACUCAGUACGUGACAUCACACAGGAGCGCGGUGACAUCAUCAUCGCAGGCUUGAGACUCCAUCCACGCUCCCGAGAGCAGCCGUUUAACGGCACCGCCUCUGACAGCCUCACUUCCACUGUAUAUAUUUGCAUAUUCAUCAAACAGACUUCGACCCAUCAGAGCAGACGCAGUGACAUCAGGGAACGCCCCUGCAGUCACCCCUGAGCGUGCGUACGCACGUAAGUCAGCACGCACGUCCAGAGAGGGCGGGAGGAGGAGGAGUGGGAAGGUUGGAGGCGCCCCGCCCAGGCAGCAAGGUUGCGCGUGCUCUGUGCGACCGCCAAGAUGGUGGUGGGCGCGUUCCCUAUGGCGAAGCUGCUAUACCUCGGCAUCCGGCAGGUCAGCAAGCCGCUUGCCAACCGCAUUAAGGAGGCUGCCCGCCGAAGCGAGUUCUUCAAGACCUAUGUCUGCCUUCCGCCGGCACAGCUGCCCCUGGCCAGUGUGGUCAUGGACUUGGAGUUUCCAGCAGUGCAGCGGCGGCUGUGUAUCCUCCAAGGUCACAUCUCCCGGCCGAGCGGCACACCCAGGAGCUGCCUGUGGCUGAGGUUCUCCUGCCUCAGCAGGGCAGGCCCGCCUGUCUCCUCCUGGGAUGGCCUGGUGUACCACUGGGUGGAGAUGCGGACCAAGAUGCGCAUCAUGGGCUUCCGGGGCACGGUCAUCAAGCCGCUCAACGAGGAGGCGGCCGCUGAGCUGGGCGCCGAGCUGCUGGGCGAAGCCACCAUCUUCAUCGUGGGCGGGGGCUGCCUGGUGCUGGAGUACUGGCGCCACCAGACGCAGCAGCGCCACAAGGAGGAGGAGCAGCGCGCUGCCUGGGACGCGCUGCGGGACGAAGUGGGCCACCUGGCACUGGCGCUCGAGGCGCUGCAGGCGCAGGUGCAAGCGGCGUCGUCUCAGAGCGCCCUGGAGGAGCUGCGCGCCGAGCUGCAGGAGGUGCGCGCGCAGCUCUGCGCCCCUGACCCGCCGCCCGCGUGCCACGCAGCGUCUUCCUCCAAGAAAUAGGGGGUGCAAAGGCCUGGACUUGGUUGUGGCCCCACGUGGCCCCGACUUGGCCUCCUCCCUGAACCCCCUGCCUGCACUGGCCCAGGGGAAACAACCAGGAUCUGGAUGGCACUUGACAUUUGUUCACCUUCUACUGGGUACCUUCCCCGGGGACAAAUCCAGCAGGGGAUGCGCCUGACAGCCCCUCCGACCCCUGACUCCUCCACACCCCCACAAUGCUCACCUCCCACCCAAAGCCGAGACCUAGAAGGCCCUGGCCAGCAGGACUGCUGUGCUCUCCAGGCAAGAGAUAGCCUGUGAUGUCCCCUUGUCAUCACGACACCCUGCUCCCGUGUACUUGAUCAUUGCUACUUUUCCUGGUGGCCCUGCCAUCAGAGGACCAUCCCUCCUCUUUCAGCUGGUUCUGUGGAACCCUGUUGUCCCUGUGUGGCUUCUCAGGUUACAUUUCUCACCUCAGGAGCAUAGGACUCCUACCAACCUCAUGGCCCCCAAGGCACCGGGAGUGGGGCACCUGCUGGCCCUAUCAGAGCAGCCCCAGGUCUCAGAUUUGGUGAGAACACUGCUCUGGGCCCAUUCCCAUGAAGCUGCAGGUGAAGGUGGGCGGGACAGGAUUUUCCUUUCUCCCCUAGCUUCGCCAGGGCACUAAACACCACUGGGACACAAGACCCACCAAACAGGAAAGCAAGAAGCCAGACUUCCUAGGCAGCAUCUUCAUUCCUUUUAGAAAAGGGGGAGAGGCUGGUGGGUCCUGGUGGAAGUGUUCUUAAAAUUGGGAUUGACUCAAGUGGGUGAAGUGAUGAAGGCAGGAGACAGAUGCCACUGCACAAAGGGGUGACAGGGCCAGAGCCAGAGAGGCUCAGUGCCUGGAUUCCAUGGUUACUUGGGGGAGGUAGCUUUCUCCUCCAUACCGGUAAACUCUCAUCACCUUAGAUCAGGGGCUCUGAGCUCUGGCCAGGUAGCCUGCACUGUUCUAAGUGCUUUCCAUAAUGGCCACAAUAGAUCUUCCCUGUCGCUGGUGAGGAAAGUGAGGCAGAGAGGGGAAGUCACCUGCUCCAGGUCACCCGAGGCAGAGGUGAGAUGUGAAGACAGGCAACCUAGGCCCAAACCCCAGCUCCUGUGGGCGGUCUCUGCCUGGGGUGCUGCCCUCACUCCCCAGAGCCUUCAGAUGCAAGCUGACUCAUGCUGGCAGGUGGCCAGUCCUGGGGCAGCUUGGGCUGCUGUGGCAGUGCUGAGGGGGAGUGGGAUUGGGGGGUGGAAGUGGACAGGACUCUUUCUCAAAAUGCUUGAUGCUAGAGAAUGCUUCGUGGUUCUGGGUUCCUUCCCUUUUUCUAUUUUGUAAUGUGGCAGGAGGAGGUAGAGUAAGUUUGCAAUAAAGCUGGCUGUCUUCUGGUUUAUGCAUUCUUUGUUCAUAUUUUAAAGAUCACUGUUAAGCUCAGAAAAAAUGUCCUUCAUUUAUCCUGUCAUUUGAGAAAUUUUGUUGAAUUCACUGUGUACAGAGCCCCGUUCUACACCAUGCUGGGGACAGAGACAGCCCAGCCCCCAUCUCAUGGGGCUCACAUCCCAUUGGUGGGACAGAUGCACAGACAGGAACUUCUCUGUCCCUUCCUGUCAUUGGGAAGGGGAAGUGGGAUGAGCCCAGACUUCUCUCCUGAGUGACUCAGGCUGUGAAGAACAGGAACCUGCUCACAGAGCCUCACAGGGCUCUGCCCUUCCCAUCUCUUGGGCGGCCUUGUCAACUGUGUCUGUCCCUGCUGGGUGGCACCUGUGCCUGGAAGUGGCCUAGACUGGCUGAGAGCCAGCUGAGGAGAGAAUAGGCUUCCAGUAAGCUCCACUAGAUCCCCUGGCCACGGGGAGCGGUCAGCAGCCACCAUAAGAGGGUGUGGAAUCCAUUGUAAGUGGUUAUGUAACACUUAGAAAAGAAACAGGGGUUUCGUGUAUAAGCAUUACACACUUGAGCCAGGCAUUAUGUGACAUAGUAUAUAAGGAGAGAUCUAUUUUAUGUAACAUGUAACAUGACAUUACGUGUGUGCAUAUCAUUGGAAAUAAAACUUCACUACUCGCA
Molecule: messenger RNA, 3263 nt
Organism: Heterocephalus glaber (naked mole-rat)
Lineage: Eukaryota; Metazoa; Chordata; Mammalia; Rodentia; Bathyergidae
Gene: Opa3
Product: outer mitochondrial membrane lipid metabolism regulator OPA3
Biological process (GO): regulation of lipid metabolic process
Cellular component (GO): mitochondrion
Source: RefSeq, a predicted model, not a curated record